Molecule: messenger RNA, 1434 nt
Organism: Alligator sinensis (Chinese alligator)
Lineage: Eukaryota; Metazoa; Chordata; Crocodylia; Alligatoridae
Product: forkhead box protein D3-B-like
Exons: 3
Coding region: 1-798 (265 amino acids)
Biological process (GO): cell differentiation; anatomical structure morphogenesis; regulation of transcription by RNA polymerase II
Molecular function (GO): RNA polymerase II cis-regulatory region sequence-specific DNA binding; DNA-binding transcription factor activity, RNA polymerase II-specific
Source: RefSeq, a predicted model, not a curated record
AUGGAGGAGGCAGGAGCUGGGAGCAAGCGACAAUUGGGUGUCUCCUUCAUGAUUGAUUAUCUGCUCUUUGAUAAGGGGCAGCCAGUGAGUGAGGAGUUGGAGGCUGGGAGCCAGCCUCAGUCCAAGAGCUUGGGCUCCUUGGAAGAGAAAGAAAUGGAAAAGGAGGUUCAGAGAAAGCAGGCAGACACUGGAGCUCAGGCACCACCAGAUGCCGUGGACAAACCCAACCAGUCUUACAUUGCCCUUAUUUCCACAGCCAUCCUCUCUUCCCCAGAGAAGAAGCUGCUGCUCUCGGAUAUUUAUCAGUGGAUCAUGGAUAAUUACCCUUACUUCAAAAAUAAGGAGAAGAGCUGGCGCAACAGCGUGCGGCACAACCUCUCCUUGAACGAAUGCUUCAUCAAAGCUGGGCGGAGUGACAACGGCAAGGGGCACUUCUGGGCCAUCCACCCAGCCAACCUGGAGGAUUUCUCCAAGGGCGACUACCACCGGCGCAGAGCCCGCCGGCGCAUCCGCAGGAUGGCGGUGAGUCUGAACUAUUAUCCCUACCCCUUCUACGGGGCGAGCUGCUGCCCAGGAAGGUAUUGCCUGUGCUGCCCACCGUACGUGCCCCCUGCUGCCGCCAGCCCUUCUCAGCAUUGCCAUCCCAGAUUUCCCGUUCUGCCCCUCGCCCAGACAGCUUCCCAGCCUCCCCUGUACCUCCCUGGAGCUGCCUACAGAUGCCUGCAGGAAAAGCAGCUCAGCUGGGCUUGGAGCAGACCCCACUUACAGCACCCCUUGAAGGCCCAUCUGUACCUGUAGCCUCUGCUUCGCCAGCCUCUGGGGAACGUGGGGCCACCAGGGCCGGGAAGAACCAGGUUUGACCGAUGCAGCACGGAGACCUGAGCAUGACUGUCGACCUGCACUUAGCCUUGAACUUGACUGCAAAGGUCCUUCCCCCUGCAUGGGUUGCCUUAGUGAAGCUGGGACAGAGACCUGCCCUUUGAAGAGGGCAGAGGCCAGAAAAUGACACAUGACUUGUGAUUCCACCCCAUCUUCUAUAUAUAUAAAAAUGAGGUAGGGGCCCUGCAAGUCCACCUGCUCAUGGGUUCAGACACCGCUUCCAGUCCCCAUCCAUGCCUGGAGGAGCAUCUGAUCACUACAUUCAGCAGUGCUGACUGCUGCUGUCCCCUGCUGGGGUGAACAUUGGUGUGAGGAUGAUAGGGUUCAUGGUAGCUACUCCUUUCCACGUCCCUUCAGCGUGUUCAGUCUUCUUGCCUAGCUUAGAGCCUCUGCAGAGUCUUUAUUUUUGGUUUAUUUUGAUUGGAAUAGUAUUAUAAACAAUAAAUCCACAGCUGAAAGCACCUGAAUACUCAGCAUCAUCCAGCGUCAUUUGAUGGUCUGUCAGACAGGAUUGUGGUGUCAGUCUAGUAGCAUGAGCUGCCUAUGCCAGCAGGU